Molecule: messenger RNA, 859 nt
Organism: Myxozyma melibiosi
Lineage: Eukaryota; Fungi; Ascomycota; Lipomycetes; Lipomycetales; Lipomycetaceae
Product: carbonyl reductase
Exons: 1
Coding region: 46-810 (254 amino acids)
Cellular component (GO): intracellular anatomical structure
Molecular function (GO): oxidoreductase activity, acting on NAD(P)H, oxygen as acceptor
Source: RefSeq, a predicted model, not a curated record
GCUCUUCUUCUCACCACCUUGCUCAAUUACUCUCGCAUUCUCGCAAUGACAGAAAUAUUCUCGCUCAAAGGCAAGACUGCUCUCAUCACCGGCGCCUCUCAAGGCAUCGGCCUCGCCAUUGCCACCUCCUUCGCCAAAGCAGGCGCAAACAUCGUCCUCGGAUACAACUCCACCCCCGCGACCAAGACCGCCGAGGAUCUCGCGAACGAGACCGGCGUCAAGGUCGUGCCCGCAAAGAUCCCCGUCACCGACAUCGAAGCCGUCGACGCAGCUUUCAAACUCGCCCUCGACACCUUCUCCACCGUCGACAUCGUCGUCUCCAACGCCGGCAUCACCUGGACCGCCGGCGAACUCAUCGACCCCCCCACCGACAAGGAAUGGCGCGAGAUCAUGUCCGUCAACGUCGACGGAAACUACAACGUCGCUAAGGCUGCUGGAAAGAUCUUUAAGGCUCAGGGAAAAGGCAGUCUGAUCUUCACUUCCUCCAUCUCGGCCCUCAUCGUCAACGUGCCCCAGCGCCAGGCCGCCUACAACAUCUCCAAGGCCGCCGUCACCGCGCUCGCAAAGAACCUGGCCGUCGAAUGGGCCUCGUUUGCCCGCGUCAACUCCGUCUCGCCCGGAUACACAAUCACCGAAAUCACAAAGUUCGCCGACGCUGAAAUGCGCAAGGAAUGGGCCGCGCGCACUCCUCUCGGCCGCGAAGCCCUCCCGUCUGAACUCGUGGGGGCCUAUCUCUACCUCGCCUCCGACGCCUCGACCUACACCACCGGCUCUGACAUUGUUGUCGAUGGUGGAUAUACUCUGGUCUAAACCUCUUAUUGAGCUCAUCUGCAUAUGCAUAGUUGAUAGUAAUUAAAAG